UCUGGCUGGCUGGGUUGGAUGUUCGUUCCUUAAGACUUUCUCGUUAUUAAUGUGAUAUAAAAAAAUAAAAAUAAAAAAAUUGCGUCUUAAUGUUGUCCUGUUAAAUUCCUUCGAGGGUUGUUUUGUUUUUGCAAUUAUUUGAUAAUGGAUGCUGAACCCCCUUCGAGUUCACCUCAAAGAUUCAAGCUUUACGAUGAGCUGGAGCUGCAAGAGUUUAAGGACAAGUUCGUGAUCAAAUCCCAUCAAUCCCCCAACCAUGGCUUUUGGAUUAACCGUCUCGAUGGAAAAUUCAAUCUACUUGAUGAUGACACAUUCUCUGGAAGUCCGUUGAAGACAUCUACAAUUUAUGGUGUGGUGGGAACAAUAAGAUUGAUUGUAGGAACUUAUGCUAUUGUAAUAACCUCUCGGAAGGAAGUUGGGAGUUUCCUUGGCUUUCCAGUAUAUCGCUUGAUGUCCAUGAGAGUACUUGCAUGUAAUGAAGCUUUGAAGUUUUCAACUGCUCAAGAAAAAAAGGAUGAGGCUUACUUCAUGAACCUAUUAAAAGUAGUGGAGUCGAUGCCAGGCUUGUACUAUUCAUAUGAAACAGAUAUUACAUUAAACUUGCAGAGAAGAAGCAAGUUAGUAGAAGGGUGGAUGAGUAAGCCAAUUUGGAAGCAGGCUGACCCUCGAUUUGUGUGGAACAAACAUCUUUUGGAGGAGCUAAUUGAGUUUAAGCUUGACAGAUUCAUUGUGCCUUUAGUACAAGGGAGCUUCCAAGUAGCAGAGCUGAAGCUAAAAGACUCAAAUGCUACAGUAACAUUAUUUUCAAGGAGAUGUACGCGGCGUUUAGGAACAAGAAUGUGGAGAAGAGGAGCUAACCUUGAAGGUGAUGUUGCUAAUUUCAUUGAAACUGAACAGUUGCUUGAAACUGGAGAAUUCAAGUUCUCCCUUUUGCAGGUUCGAGGUUCAAUUCCUCUUCUAUGGGAGCAGAUUGUUGAUCUAAGCUAUAAACCGCACCUUAGGGUUAUUAGUCAUGAGGAAACACCCAAAAUUGUGGAGCGUCAUUUCCAUGACCUCAUUCAAAGAUACGGAGAGAUAGUAGUAGCACUUGAUCUUACUGAUAAACAUGGUGAAGAAGGACAAUUAAGUGCAGCAUAUGCUGCGGAAAUGCAAAAUCAGCAAAAUGGGAGAUAUGUGCCUUUUGAUUUUCAUCACCACUGUGGGAGCUCAAACUUUGAUAAUCUGGAAAUCCUAUAUGAUCAAAUCUCAGAGGAUUUUGAAAAACAAAGAUACUUCUUGAUAGAUAGACAAGGAAAUGUACUAGAGGAGCAGAGAGGACUUAUGAGAGCAAACUGCAUUGAUUCCCUUGAUCGAACAAAUGUUACUCAGUGUUAUCUGGCCCAGAAGUCAUUAAAUCUGCAGUUGCAGAGGAUUGGAGUUCUGACUUCCUCUGAGUGCAUUUCAAUGUUCGGAGAGGAAUAUGGAAAAUUUAGAAUAUCAUGGGCAGAGCAAGGGGAUGAGUUAAGCCUCGAGUAUGCCGGCACUCAUGCCCUCAAAGGAGACUUAGUUAGAUAUGGGAAACAAACACUAACUGGAAUGAUUAAAGAUGGGGUUAGUGCACUUUCCCGAUAUUACUUGAAUAACUUCCAUGAUGGAAUUCGGCAGGAUGCCCUGGAUCUGAUAAGUGGUCACUAUAAUGUCAGCAGAAACGUUCCUUCUCCUUUCCAGUCGAAUAACUUCGAACCUCUAACAUAUCUCCCUGUGGCGUCUGCUUUGAUAAUUGGUGGUUUGACAGCAACAACUUUCACUAUACAGCAAGCUGGCAAAAAUACGCAACACUAUGUGUCUUCUGUACUCUGUGCUGGGGUAACUGCUGGCCUCAUGGCAAUUGUGAAAGCUAAUGGAAGACAAUUCUGUUCAAGACCUCGUUUGUGUGGUCUCUUGUGAUACAAUUCACUAUCCAUUUGAACUAGACGUAAAAAAAAUAAAAUAAAAUUGUGCGGUCUCAUUCUAGAGAUUGUAAAAAUGAUGCUUUUGUUGUUCAAUAUUUUUUUUUCUAUUAUGUAGUUGUUAUCUAUGAACUUGAUGAGUUUGUGCAUAUGACCACUCAGCUAUCUAUUGAA
Cajanus cajan (pigeon pea) is the source of this 2102-nucleotide messenger RNA. It is a transcript of the gene SAC8, whose product is annotated as SAC domain-containing protein 8. Gene Ontology annotation, cellular component: endoplasmic reticulum. Gene Ontology annotation, biological process: phosphatidylinositol dephosphorylation. The record is from RefSeq and is a predicted model, not a curated record. Lineage: Eukaryota; Viridiplantae; Streptophyta; Magnoliopsida; Fabales; Fabaceae. Gene Ontology annotation, molecular function: phosphatidylinositol-4-phosphate phosphatase activity.